Messenger RNA from Strongyloides ratti, 639 nucleotides. Its product is annotated as HL02152p. Bases 1 to 639 code for a protein of 212 amino acids. Lineage: Eukaryota; Metazoa; Nematoda; Chromadorea; Rhabditida; Strongyloididae. The transcript is spliced from 2 exons. The record is from RefSeq and is a predicted model, not a curated record. Gene Ontology annotation, biological process: mitochondrial electron transport, NADH to ubiquinone.
AUGGGUAAUUUUUAUCACAAACCUCCAAAGCAAGGUGAUAGUCCUUACACAAGAUCAGGUUUACCACCCCCACAACUUGAGAAAAAAUCGGGAUCAGAUUUACCAAAUCACAAAAUUCAUGACCCAAUGAGUCUGGAGUUACAUAUGGCUGAUGAACGUGUCCGUUCAGCUGGUUUAACACCAGAGGAAAGAGAAUGGAGAAAAAAAUGGGUACUUGAUCAAAAUUUGCACCCAGAUGAGCCAAUAAAUGUAGAAGCAGUUCAUAGACAAUUAAAUCCAGUUCGUGUAAUUUAUCGUUUGCCAUUAGAUACUCUUUAUAAAAGAUGUUUAGUACCAACAAUGGGUGUUUAUAAGGCUUCAGUUGUUCGUGCACUUAUACCUAAAAUUGCUAUGGUACUUAUUGGUCUAGAAAUUACUUAUUAUUAUUGGAAGUAUGAAGCUAGAGAUUGGACACAUCUUCGUGGUAUUGAAUCAUCACCAAUUACAUCAGUGAUUGCAAAGAAAGAUGAAAUUGAAUCUAAAUAUCCAGGCAUUCUAGAAAUGGCUUCAAAUGACCCAGCUAAAUAUAGAUAUUUCUCACCUAGUUUUGAUAAAAGGGAAGCUCUCACCAAUGUUGGACCUCCAAGUCGCCCAUGGUAG